This is a messenger RNA of Girardinichthys multiradiatus, 4696 nucleotides long. It is a transcript of the gene blm, whose product is annotated as BLM RecQ like helicase. Gene Ontology annotation, biological process: telomere maintenance; DNA replication; double-strand break repair via homologous recombination. The record is from RefSeq and is a predicted model, not a curated record. Bases 247 to 4482 code for a protein of 1411 amino acids. Gene Ontology annotation, molecular function: hydrolase activity, acting on acid anhydrides, in phosphorus-containing anhydrides; DNA binding; four-way junction helicase activity. Lineage: Eukaryota; Metazoa; Chordata; Actinopteri; Cyprinodontiformes; Goodeidae. The transcript is spliced from 21 exons. Gene Ontology annotation, cellular component: cytoplasm; nucleus; chromosome.
GGGCGCAAAAUCCAGUGUUUGUUGUGUUCCUUGUCCCACAGAUUGAUAUUGCCGUUAUACCAGCUCAAACGUCUGCGUCAGUUUAAUGACCUUCAUCGUCUACGAACCACCUGCAGGAAAAAAAAACUGAAGGCACGUGCUCCUGUCCGGUGUCGCGAGCAAUGUUUAGAAAACUCCGCGCGGUUUCACGAACAGAACGCCUGUAGCCUCUCAGCUAACACAAGCUAGCUCAGCUUCCCACCAAUAAUGUCAAGUCUGCCACAAAAUAACCUGCAAGAACAGUUGGCGAGACACAGCAACGCUGCUCAAAGCAAGCUGUCUCUGGCUAAACCUAAAACGGGGGCUUUCUCAUUCAAAAAGAAAUCUUCAUCAGGUACAACUAAAGUGGAAUACCAGACCAAGGUAAACAGUCCAAAUGUUUUGGCAAACAGGAACGUGAAUGUCCCUACGAGCAGUUUGGUGACUAAAUCUUCUUUAACGUUUUCAAACAAGCUUGAAAGAACUCAAAAAUCCAAAAUCAACAGCCUCUUCCCUCCAAGUUCAAAAUGCAAGUCAGAUUUCAUCAGCCCCACAGGUAACCCCACCUCACCAUGUGAGACACCCCCGGCAGAUACUGGCAUUAAGGUGAUUGCCGCUCCUUCUAAAACUAACAACCAGACCUCCUGUGGUGGGAAAGGAAUCAGCUCCAUAAGACUGGAUGUAUCUGAUUUACCGAUGGAUGACUGGGAUGAUUUUGAAGACUUUGAAACACCUGUUAAAGCAAAAAAUGACUCCUUCUCCUCAGAUAAAUCAGCAAGGGUCAUCAAGAGAACGUCAUCUUCUGAUGAAGAAUUCCCAGAGUUUACAGGAAAACAAAGCCACGGUUCUGUCCACUUAAAACCACAGUUGAGCAAGAACAGCGACCAAUCUUGUAAGGAGACAGAGGAAUCAGAAUCCAGUGUCAGUAAAACAGCAGUCUCACUAGAACCUAGUUUAGUUCAUGAACCUUCAGAUGAUGAAGAUUGUAUUGUUAAAAGGACCAGAAGGCGUUGUCCUCCUCCACAUGUGACGUCUGUGUUGAGUGAUAGCGAUGAGGAGGUCAGUCCCAGGUCUGAACCCUUAAAAGACAAAACAGAUGAAAAGGGAAAAUGGAUUGAUCCAAAAGUGAUAGAGCUAAAUGACAACUCCGAACCUGAGGAAGACAUUGAUUACAUUCCUCCUUCACCUCCUCCUGAUGAGACAUCUUAUAUGCCUUCUACAACUGAGACAAGAACUCUAUCAGGCAGUGUUCAGAGCAGAGACGAACCUUUCUGGUCAAACAGCCCCGCCACAACUCUGCCUAAACCUUCUAGUCACCUCUCCAGUGACAAAACAAAGGAACAACUCUUUAGUAUUAUGGAGUCCAUCUGUUCUCUGGUUGAUUCCAUCCCUGAACAUGAACUGAUCGCUUUGUCCUGUGGGAAUGAUCUUUUGCUGAAGAGGGCCCACAGGAAGAGGAUUCUUGCUUGUGGGGCUGAUUCUUUAUGUAGGAUGAUGCAGCAGCCAGACAGCACAGUGAUUUCUGACACCAGCUUCAAACGCACUUUUUCCAGCUGUGGUGCAUCUAGUCUGAUGUCACCCAGCACUUGCCUGCGUGUGAACACUAAAAAGCCCCUCCAGCCCCAAAGCUCUUCAGUCAUCUCUGUGGACUAUGACUCUGAUUGCUUUGACAUUGCCAGUGUAAAACCCUGGCAAAGGAUGGACAGCAGGGCAAUAUAUGUAGAAAAUGAGAGUAUUUGCGAUUCUCUGUCAGCCCACAGCUCCAAAAACCCACCAUUUAAUCUCUCAAAGAAAACCGGCUCUGGUGCUGAUGAGUCAGAUCUUUUUUUCUCAACCAAGAACUCAGAAGAUGUGCAAAACAAAUCUAAAACCUCAACCUCUGCAACUGCAGCAGACUUGGAAACAGAUGACUUCUAUGUUGACGAUUUCGAUAUAGAUGACUUGAAUGAUUCUGACAUCCCUGAUUACUUUGAUGAACCUUCAUCUAAGUCGGGUCAGAACCUAAGCGCUGUAUUUGCUGCAGUGAAAGAAGGGGGACCAAACAAGUCGUCAUGGGACAAGAACCCAGUGACUCCUGUUUCUGCUCCAAAACCUCAAAGGAUUUACUCACCAGAGCCCAACUUUAAAAACCCAGCUCACGAUCGCUUCCGAGGCUUUAACUUCCCCCAUUCACCAGAGAUGAUGAAGAUUUUUCAUAAGCGUUUUGGACUCCACCAGUUCAGAUUCAAUCAACUGGAAGCAAUCAAUGCUACUCUUCUGGGAGAAGAUGUGUUUGUUUUGAUGCCAACAGGUGGGGGUAAAAGUUUGUGCUACCAGUUACCUGCCUGUGUCUCACCUGGAGUCACUAUUGUCAUUUCUCCACUUAAAUCGCUUAUUGUUGAUCAGAUCCAGAAACUCACCACCCUAGACAUUCCAGCAACAAGUCUAUCUGGUGAUAAAAGUGACAGUGAAGCAGGGAGGAUUUAUGUGCAGCUCUCCAGGAAAGACCCAAUCAUUAAACUGCUGUAUGUCACACCUGAAAAGGUGAGUGCAAGCAACAGGUUGAUCUCAGCUCUGCAAAACCUAUACGAGCGAGGCCUUGUAGCCCGCUUUGUCAUCGACGAGGCACAUUGUGUCAGUCAGUGGGGUCAUGAUUUUCGUCCAGACUACAAGAAGUUGCAUGAACUUCGUCAAAAGUUCCCCAACAUACCAAUGAUGGCCCUGACAGCUACCGCUACCCCCCGUGUGCAAAAAGACAUUCUCAACCAGCUAAACAUGAGUCGACCACAAGUAUUUACCAUGAGCUUCAACAGAACAAACCUCAAGUACUCAGUGUUGCCAAAGAAACCCAAAAAGGUUGACGAGGACUGCAUCGGCUGGAUCAAAAAGCACUACCCACGUGACUCUGGCAUUGUGUACUGCCUGUCUCGUAAUGACUGCGAUGCUCUGGCAGAGAGUCUGAAGAGAGCGGGAAUUCAAGCUCUGUCUUAUCACGCCGGUUUGAGUGAUGGCGACAGAGAAUAUGUGCAGAGCAAGUGGAUCAAUCAGGACGGUUGCCAGGUCAUCUGUGCCACAAUAGCCUUUGGCAUGGGUAUAGACAAGCCUGAUGUGCGCUACGUGAUCCACGCCAGCCUGCCAAAAUCAAUGGAGGGUUACUAUCAGGAGUCAGGAAGAGCCGGCAGAGACGGAGAGAUCUCUCACUGCAUUCUGUUUUAUUCCUACACUGAUGUGCACCGCAUCAAAAGAAUCAUCAGCAUGGACAGAGAAGGUGACAGACACACCAAGCAAACUCAUUACAACAACCUACACAGCAUGGUGCACUUCUGUGAAAACGUGAUGGAGUGCAGAAGAAUUCAAUUGCUCGCCUACUUUGGAGAGCUGAAGUUCAACCGAAACUUCUGUAAAGACCAUCCUGACGUCAGCUGUGAUAACUGUGCCAAACCCAACCAAUGUAAACUGAGGAAGGUGACCGAUGAUGUGAAAAAGAUUGUGAGGUUUGUCCAGGAGAACUGUGAGAAAGUUGGAGCAAGGUUUGCCAAGACACCUCAGCAGAACCGACUGACACUUAACAUGCUUGUAGACAUAUUUAUAGGUGCUAAAUCUGCCAAGAUACAGACAGGAAUGUUUGGGAUGGGAGCAGGAUACUCUCGUCAUAAUGCAGACCGUCUUUUCAAGAAACUGGUUCUGGAUAACGUUCUGGUCGAGGAUCUCUACAUCACCAACAAUGGCCAAGCUGUGACUUACAUCUCUGCUGGACCAAAAGCAAUGAAUGUACUGUCUGGACACAUGGAGGUGGAGUUUUACGAGACGGAGAGCGCGUCGAGCAUCAGGAAGCACAAAGCUGCUGUCUCCAAGAACGUCUCCCAGAGAGAGGAGAUGGUUCAGAAUUGUCUGAAGGAGCUGAUAGAUCUGUGCAAGCAGCUGGGCAAAGCGUUUGGCCUUCACUAUUACAACAUCUUCUCCACCGCAACCUUGAAGAAGAUAUCUGAGAAACUUUCCUCUGAUCCCGAAGUCCUCCUACAAAUUGAUGGCGUGACGGAGGACAAACUGGAAAAGUAUGGAGCUGAAGUCAUUAAGGUGCUUCAAAAAUACUCUGAAUGGCAGCUACCUGUAGAUGAGCAGACCGAAAGUGUUGGAGACGGCUGGAUAGACACAAGACGCUCAGAAGAUGACUCUACAGAGUCCUCCACAUAUUUCCGCAACCAGACUGCACAGGGACAGAAGAGGAAGAAAGGUCCUUUCUUCAACUAUUCUAAGAAGAGAAAAGCUUACGGCAACCAGAGCUGCUCUUCUAAAGGUCGUGGAUACAACUACAAUAAACAGUCGUCUUCCGGCUCCAGGGGUGGCUCCCACAGUUCAGGUCGAGGGUCCAGGAGCACUGCAGGAGAUGCACCAGGAGGCAAGAGACCAGGAAUCCUGUCUGCCCCGACGCCUCAGGGCAACCAGCGGCCCUUUUUAAAGCCAACCUUUUCUCACAUGAGCUAAAUUCUGCUUGAAUCUCAACCCCCUCAAUGUCCAGCUAGUUUAGAGUUUUGUGACACACCUGUUUACCAUGGGAACUGUACAUUUGUAGUUCUGUGCUGCUAUUGGAAGUGUUUAUAUAUGUUGUAAAUUGAUGUUGUAUGUAAAGUUUAAUAGUUCAAUGACUUGAGCUCUCCACUAAUCUUUUAUUAUUUGUAAUAAAAACAGAUCAAUCUUA